Acinonyx jubatus (cheetah) is the source of this 1605-nucleotide messenger RNA. RefSeq names its product peptidase M20 domain containing 2 (gene PM20D2). The coding region runs from base 283 to 1584 and encodes 433 amino acids. The record is from RefSeq and is a predicted model, not a curated record. NCBI's taxonomy places the organism in Eukaryota, Metazoa, Chordata, Mammalia, Carnivora, Felidae. Gene Ontology annotation, molecular function: dipeptidase activity. The transcript has 7 exons.
CAAGGAGAUGAAAGCGAGAGUCCCAGAACACCUCUCUUCCCAGCGCUCCCGGCCCGGGGCGGAGCACUUGCCAGCCAAAUGAGGUGGGAACCUUGUACCCGGCGAGGCGCUGGAGGCGGGGCCCCGGGACUGUUCCCCCCGGGAGCAGCGGAGCUGCGCUGUGGGCCCCUCCCGGAUUCUAGCGGACCCCGGGCGCGGGCACUGAAGCGGGUGUGCAGUUAAAAGGCAGCUACCGAGCGGGCAGUCGAGCGGAGUGUUCGCGGGUCACCGGCUGCAGGCGCGAUGAGACCGGGAGAGGAGCGGCCCUUGGAGGGGGGCGCUUGCAGCGGCGUCUCCCAGCUGGAGCUGCUGAAGCUGCGCGCCGCGGAGCGCAUUGACGAGGCGGCCGAGCGCCUGGGGGCCCUGAGCCGCGCGAUCUGGAGCGAGCCCGAGCUGGCCUACGAGGAGCACCGGGCCCACGGCGUGCUGACGCGCUUCUUUGAGCGCGAGCCUCCAGCUGCCUCUUGGGCAGUGCAGCCGCACUACCAGCUGGCCACGGCCUUCCGCGCAGAGUGGGAGCCGCUGGGGGUCCGUGCGGCGCGGCGCCCGCUGCAGCUGGGCUUCCUCUGCGAAUACGACGCGCUGCCCGGCAUCGGGCACGCCUGCGGCCACAACCUGAUCGCCGAGGUCGGGGCGGCGGCCGCGCUGGGCGUGAAGGGGGCCCUGGAGGGGCUCCCCGGGCCGCCUCCGCCGGUGAAGGUAGUUGUCCUGGGAACGCCUGCAGAAGAAGAUGGUGGUGGCAAAAUUGAUUUAAUUGAAGCAGGGGCUUUUAAAAAUCUUGAUGUUGUUUUUAUGGCCCACCCAUCCCAAGAGAAUGCUGCUUAUUUACCUGAUGUGGCUGAACAUGAUGUGAUUGUGAAAUACUAUGGAAAAGCGUCUCAUGCUGCUGCAUAUCCCUGGGAAGGAGUAAAUGCAUUAGAUGCUGCUGUUCUCGCCUACAACAAUCUGUCUGUGUUGAGACAGCAAAUGAAACCAACCUGGAGAGUUCAUGGCAUAAUAAAAAGUGGUGGUGUAAAACCCAAUAUCAUUCCGUCUUAUUCUGAAUUAAUCUAUUACUUCCGUGCACCCUCAAUGAAAGAACUUCCAGUUUUGACCAAAAAGGCAGAAGAUUGCUUCAGAGCUGCAGCUUUGGCUACUGGGUGUACAGUAGAAAUUAAAGGUGGAGCACAUGAUUAUUACAAUGUUCUUCCCAAUAAGAGCCUAUGGAAAGCUUAUAUUGAAAAUGGAAAAAAACUGGGAAUAGAAUUUAUUUCAGAAGAUGCAAUGUUGAAUGGCCCUUCAGGAUCUACUGAUUUUGGAAAUGUUACUUUUGUGGUUCCUGGGAUUCAUCCAUAUUUUUACAUUGGAUCUAAUGCCUUGAAUCAUACAGAACAAUAUACUGAAGCUGCAGGGUCACAAGAAGCUCAGUUCUACACUUUGCGUACGGCCAAAGCUCUGGCAAUGACUGCGUUGGAUGUUAUUUUUAAACCAGAGUUGCUGGAGAGAAUCAAGGAGGACUUUAAAUUGCAACUUCAAGAAGAAGAAUUUUUAAAUACAGUAGAAUAAAAGGAAGACCUAGGAGCCACU